AUGCGAAAACCGCGGACAAUAUACUCGAGUCUGCAGCUUCAGCAACUGAAUAGAAGGUUUCAGAGGACUCAAUAUCUUGCCCUGCCAGAGAGGGCAGAAUUGGCUGCCUCUCUGGGACUAACUCAAACGCAGGUAAAAAUUUGGUUUCAAAAUCGGCGAAGCAAGUACAAAAAGAUAAACAAGCAGCCAGGC
Helobdella robusta is the source of this 192-nucleotide messenger RNA. RefSeq lists its product as hypothetical. The transcript has 2 exons. Gene Ontology annotation, biological process: regulation of transcription by RNA polymerase II. The annotation marks the transcript as partial. Gene Ontology annotation, molecular function: RNA polymerase II cis-regulatory region sequence-specific DNA binding; DNA-binding transcription factor activity, RNA polymerase II-specific. NCBI's taxonomy places the organism in Eukaryota, Metazoa, Annelida, Clitellata, Rhynchobdellida, Glossiphoniidae. The record is from RefSeq and is a predicted model, not a curated record.